Cotesia congregata is the source of this 759-nucleotide messenger RNA. Lineage: Eukaryota; Metazoa; Arthropoda; Insecta; Hymenoptera; Braconidae. The record is from the annotation of a GenBank genome assembly.
AUGCAGCCUGCGAGGCUAGUGAGGGAAAUUUCCGUUCUCGUUUCUGUUUCCGUUUCGUUAUCACGCGGCCCGUUUGGUGACUCAACGGGUCACACGCUCGAGGGCAUCCAUGACUUAUAUUUUUCUUGUGUGCCCGACAGCUCGGGGAUCGAACUUAACCCGACGGUAUUUUACCACUUAAUGCCCGGCUCCACCGCCCAGACAAACAAAUUUCAUACAUUUUAUUUACAACAACGCUCGGAGACUUCUUCCAAGGACAAUGUCACUUGGGCUGACAUUAAGGUCAAUCAUCCGCUCGAUUACGAGAGCAUAAAGGAGUACAAUUUGACGAUAAGAGUCGAGGACGUUAAUGAUGAGAUACCGUUAUUCACGGAAGGUGAACAGGAAACUGUGCUUGAAGGCGAGCCCGUUGGAAGCAAAGUGACACAAGUAAACGCUAUAGACAAAGACGGCACCUCGCCGAACAAUAAGUCUUGGACCUACUCUCACUUCCGGGAAAUUGCAGAGGUAGCGAAACGUCAGCAGAACCCGAAAAGUCUCCCUUACACUAAUUUACCAAAAGUUUGGAGUGUAACUUAUUACGUGGUAAAUAGUAACAGAAAUGAAGGAAAAGAUUACUUUGAAAUCAACCGUGAGACUGGAGAAAUAUUUACCAAAGUGAUCUUCGAUCGCGAGAAGCAAGGAGCUUACGCUCUGGAGGUUGAAGCUCGGGAUGGAGCGCCAUCAGCACGACCCAAUAGCAACGGGCAACCUAAUUCU